Messenger RNA from Momordica charantia (bitter melon), 1411 nucleotides. RefSeq names its product ran-binding protein 1 homolog b. NCBI's taxonomy places the organism in Eukaryota, Viridiplantae, Streptophyta, Magnoliopsida, Cucurbitales, Cucurbitaceae. Gene Ontology annotation, biological process: nucleocytoplasmic transport. Gene Ontology annotation, molecular function: GTPase activator activity. Gene Ontology annotation, cellular component: cytoplasm; nuclear pore. The record is from RefSeq and is a predicted model, not a curated record.
CCCUAUCCAUGAACAUCCCUAAUGAGGGAUCGAACAUAAGUAUAGCUCAAAGUUAAAAGUAAAAUAAAUCUCCAAACAUGUUGUGAGUUCGAGGUCCCGUAGUCAAAACCAUUGCCAUUUCUAUUUAUAAUAAUUACAGAAUAAAAUUUAAACAACCGUCAUGUGUUUUUUCUUUGUUUAAAAAGAUAAAUCUGAGGAGGGAGAGUUCUUGAUUUGUCAUUCCUGAUAAUAAUAAAAACCCUACUUUCUUUCUUCUCCCACUCUGCCUUUGCCUUCCCCGAAUUCCGAUCCAUUCCUUCGUUCAUUCAUGGCGAGCACCGAUCCCGAGCGCAGAGACGACGACGAGGCUCCGGCUGGAGACGAUGAGGACACUGGGGCUCAAGUCGCCCCGAUCGUCAAGUUGGAGGAGGUCGCCGUUACCACCGGCGAAGAAGACGAGGACGCUGUUCUCGAUCUGAAAGCCAAACUCUACCGAUUCGAUAAAGAUGGAAACCAGUGGAAGGAGAGGGGUGCUGGUACUGUCAAGUUUUUGAAGCAUAAGGAGACUGGCAAGGUUCGCCUUGUUAUGAGACAGUCUAAGACCCUCAAGAUCUGCGCUAAUCAUCUUGUGCUUCCGUCAAUGACGGUUCAAGAACACGCUGGAAAUGACAAAUCGUGUGUGUGGCAUGCCACUGACUUUGCGGAUGGUGAAUUGAAAGACGAGCUUUUCUGCAUCAGAUUCCCAUCUAUUGAGAACUGCAAGAGUUUCAGGGAAACAUUCCAAGAAAUUGCCGAGUCGCAACAGAAGAAAGAGGAAAAUAAGGAUGCAUCUGCAGCAGCUGGAUUACUUGAGAAAUUGAGCGUUGAAGAGAAGAAAGCUGAGGACGACAGCAAGGGCGAGCCAGCAAAAUCAGAUGCAGAGAAGAAGAAUGAUGAGUAGCCUGCUUCCUCCACUAGAUACAUCCGAGAUUAUGAUACGGUUGACCUUGCUUCCAUACAUGUCUUGGUACGUUAAAACAUAGUCAGUUCUUGGAUUGGAUUUCUUCUGGGGUUGGGAUAGUGGGAGUCGUCUAAAUUGGUGUACUUGGUUAGAGUCCCUUUCCAUUUCUUUUUUUGUUCCCUUCUUUUCAAAAUGAGAUUUCUAGUCACUGUGGUUCAAAUGGGGGUCGUGUGGCGUCUUGCGGUUCGUGAAUCUUCAAGGUUGUAGAAUUCAGGAUUGUAUGGAGUCUUGUGUGCAGGGCCUGAGCUCAAGAUGCUGCAAGAGCAAGGUUUAGUAGUCAAACAAGAGUAAUUUGCAGAAGACAUAUACACACUCAUUUUUUUGGUUUUGAUUUGCUCAGUACCGGAGAUUUUUACCCUUCCGGAUGAUGAAAAUUAUGAUUGGUCUUGUGUUGUGGGCUUUUAUUUAAGCUUUAGCUCCUUUUAUUGUGCA